Molecule: messenger RNA, 5308 nt
Organism: Oncorhynchus nerka (sockeye salmon)
Lineage: Eukaryota; Metazoa; Chordata; Actinopteri; Salmoniformes; Salmonidae
Product: NACHT, LRR and PYD domains-containing protein 12-like
Biological process (GO): intracellular signal transduction
Molecular function (GO): protein binding
Source: RefSeq, a predicted model, not a curated record
GUAGGGAAAGAUGAUAACGUUAAGCAAGUGCCAAUGAACUAUAGUAGGAAUGAAUGAAUCUGAUAGAUGACUAAAAUGUACAUGUGAAAUUUAAAUGAGACGUUAUCACCACCUCCCAGAUACCCUUUCCAAUCUUUUCUCCUUCCCCCUUUUCACCUGUCAUUAGCCCCCCCUCUCACUCGUCAACCCCAGCUCACAAAGUUCAAGCAGGCCUAGCAUAAGCUAACAAAGAUUUACAAAUUCAGUUAAAAUAGGCUACACAGAAUACAUUAAACAGCAGUAGCAUAAAUAUUUUUAAUUUGUUAGAUUACAUAGCUGCUGCGUUGUUUUUUAAAUUAAAAUGUUCAACAAUUCCAUGGCCAUAUUAUGUUUAGGCUACAUUUGGUCUGAGAUUACAUUUAACCUAAUUGAUGGUGGACAAAAAUGAUCUAACCUCUGAAAUGUGUACUGGGUGUGAACAGGGCCACCUUCAGUUGCAAAACGUUCUCGUUCUUGCAGAUAGAAAUUAACGUCAUUCAUUAUUGUAAAUAUCGAAGAGGCAUGUUUGUUCGACAUAGCAUAUGUCUAUUUGGAUGUUCCAAAACGUUGUGUCCUGCUGAACGCGCCCCUGUUCUUGACUUUUAGCACUUUUGCGCGUAUCUUGUUUUGACGAGAAACCGCAAAGGAGUUAGAUGCUGCCUCCUCGACCUAUUUUAAAACACGUACAUUUACUGAGACGCAGUGAUGGACCAGAAUAAAGUCUAUGGUUGGUAGUGGGAUCUUCCUUUCUUCAUCACAUGAGGGACGGGGUAGCCUGCCUUUACUGCCCUCUUCACAGAUACCUGCCUCCUCCUUGGUCAUAGGAAAUCUGCCUCUCCUGAUUUGAGGAAAAUGUUUCACCCUGGGAGAGAGAACCAUCAGACUGGACCAAGGGAUGUCUCUGACUCCAAUGUGGUAAAACUCAGCAAUAAGCUCAAAGCCAUCCUGAAGAAAAAGUACCAAAGUCCGCCAGGGGGGGAAACUGAGCAUCCAUUUUAUAUUCAUUGUGAUCUCCACUAUCCACCUGGUGAAAGUGGAGAGGUGAACCAACAUGAGUACAUUCAAAUUAAGCCAACUUUCAGGGAGAGACACCAAUGGACAUGCUCACCCUUAGGCUUAUACUUUGAUUCUGAACUAGACGACGAGCGAGUCAGAAUAGCGCUGACAAAGGGUGUCUCUGGUAUUGGCAAAACUAGCCAGGUGCGGAUGAUUAUUCUUAACUGGGCAGAGGGAAAAGGAAACCAGCAAUGUACUCUCAUAUUUCCCCUUCCUUUCCGGGAGCUGAAUUUGCUGAAGGAGAGACUGAGUCUUAUUGAACUUCUUUACAAGUUUUUCCCAGAAUUGAAAGAACCUGGAAUUUACAACUUGGAGAACUUCAGAGUUGGGUUCAUUCUUGACGGGCUGGAUGAAUUCCGACGUCCUCUCGACUUCAAGAACAGCCCGAUAGUGACGGAUGUCACAGAGCCCUCCUCCGUGCCAGCACUGCUGACAAACCUCAUUAACGGUAACCUUCUUCCCUCCGCCGCUCACAUAUGGAUUACCUCUAGACCUGAAGCAGUCCAUCGCAUCCCUCUUCAGUACAUCAACGAAGUGACAGAAAUCGAAGGCUUCACAGACUCUCAGAAAGAGGAGUUCUUCAGGAGAGCAACCAUUCACACGGACCAGGCCAAUGCAAUUAUCCACCACUUGAAGUACUCAAAAAGCCUCUAUGUUUUGUGCCAGAUACCUAUUAUCUGUUCGAUUUCUGCAUCAGUCCUCAUUAGACAGACAUGGCUAUCCGAUAAAGAAUAUGACCCCGGAGCUCUGACUCCAAUGUACACUGACCUACUCGCCCUGUUGCAAACACAGAAUCAGAAUACACAGAAGAUGGCUAUUAAAUUGGGGGAACUAGCCUUUAAGCAGUUGGUGAAAGGCAACACGGUUUUCUACAGGGAAGACCUACAAGAGUGCGAAAUUAACUGUGAUGAGGGGUCAGAGUUUGCAAAAGUAAGCAUACCCAUCUUCAGGGAGGAUAUUGGGCUGCACCAAAAGAAGAUCUACUACUUUGGGCAUACCACCAUUCAGGAGUUCUUUGCUGCAAUGUGGUUUAAUCGAUCCUGCAACAGCCCAGAUGAAAACCUGAGGAAUGCAGUGGACAUGGCCUUGCAGAGCAAAAACGGAAAGCUGGACCUCUUCCUCCGGUUCCUCCUCAGCUUCUCGCUGAGCUUCAUCCAGUCAAUCGCAGAGGCCGGCUACAACUCGUCGGAGACACUGACGGAAACGGUAGAGUAUAUCAAGAAGAAGGUCAUGGAGAAUCCCGCUUCACCGAGGACCCUCAACCUGCUGAACUGCCUGACGGAACUGGGUGACAGCUCUUUAGAAACUGAUGGUGUGAGCUUUCUCAAUACGGGAAUCCCCCCAGAUGCCAAAUACCCACGUGCACAUUGGUCUGACCUGGCCGCUGUGUUAUUGGCAUCGGAGUCUGGGCCAAUAGACAUGCUUGGGUUGGAAGUAAAGAAGAGAGGAGACGAGGCUUUGAGGAUGCUGCCAGUGAUCAAAGCUUCCCAGACAGCCACGCUGUCAUAUCACAAACUAACAGAGAAAUCCUGUGAAUGUCUGGCCUCGGCGCUCACCUCAAAGGUGUCCAAUCUGAAAACUCUGAACCUGAGUUUCAACACGCUGAUGGACUCGGGAGUGCAGCUGUUGGCGGCCGGCUUGGCCAAGCCACACUGCCGACUGGAGAGACUGAAACUGUCCGGCUGCAGGGUGAAACAGAAUGGCUUUGCAGCUCUGGCCAAAGCUCUCAAAUCCAACCCCUCGCACCUGCAAGAGCUGGAUCUGAGCGGAAACGAACCGGGAGAAUCGGGGGUGUUUCAUCUCGUUGACGGACUGAAGGUUGUCAAUUGCAAACUGCAGAUCCUGAAGCUCUCAAACUGCAAGCUGGGCCUGGAGCUGAGUCACGCUCUGGCGGUGUUGCUGAUAGACAACCCCAGACACCUGCGAGUGCUGGACGUCAGCAUGAACAACCUGGGAGACCAGGGGGUGAAGAUGCUCAUGGACAUACUGAAGUCAACCCAGAUAUACAAAUUGGAGUUGUACUGUUGUCAGCUCACUGAGAAAUGCUGUGAGAACAUGUUUAGGUGUCUGGCCAACAUCCCCAGUCUGAGGGAGCUCAACCUGAGCAACAAUAACCUGAAGGACGAGGGGGUCAAGAUGCUCUGCAAAGCCUUCAGGCUGCCCGCCUGUCAACUGGAGAAACUCAUUUUGGCAAGCUGUGGCAUCACCCUAGUCAGAGGGUUUCAUUUCAACUCUAUCCUCAAAGAGCUGGACAUCAGCAGGAACCAUCUGGGCGACUUGGAUGACUGGGCCGAUGUCUUGUUCUGCUUGUCUUCACUUGAGACCCUCAGGGUGAGUGACUGUAAACUAACAGAGAAAUGCUGUGGGGAGCUGGUUGAAGCUCUCAGCUCCAACCUCACCGACCUGAAAGAGCUGGAUCUCUCUGGAAACGACCUGGGAGACCGCGGUGUGAAGACUCUCUACAUGGGACUGACGUCCAGGUGUUGUACACUGGAGAGACUGUUUCUGAGAUGCUGUGGGAUCACAGUAAAGGGCUGCUCCUCCCUAGCCGCAGCCCUGAAGUCCAGCCACUCCAGCAUCACAGAACUGGGCCUGAUGGGAAACGACACGGGAGAAGAAGGACUGAGAAUUCUCUCUGACAUCAGGGACAAUCAACGCUACAAACUACAGACUCUAGAAAUCAACGAUUGAGAGAGGUCUUGACUCGCUUGAUGGGGUUCUUCUUGGCGUCUCGAUCCUCAAGUUCUGUACUCGCUCCGGUCAAAAGUGCUUCACUGUAAAGGGAACAGGAUGCUAUCUCGGGCACAGACUGGGAUUUGCAUUCAGACGACUGAAUUGAUCGCUGUGCAGACUGGGAUUUGCAUUCAGACAACUGAAUUGAUCGCUGUGCAGACUGGGAUUUGCAUUCAGACAACUGAAUUGAUCGCUGUGCAGACUGGGAUUUGCAUUCAGACGACUGAAUUGAUCGCUGUACAGGCUGGGAUUUGCAUUCAGACGACUGAAUUGAUCGCUGUGCAGACUGGGAUUUGCAUUCAGACGACUGAAUUGAUCGCUGUGCAGACUGGGAUUUGCAUUCAGACGACUGAAUUGAUCGCUGUGCAGACUGGGAUUUGCAUUCAGAAGACUGAAUUGAUCGUUGUACAGACUUAAAGCAGUGCCUAAACUUGAAAAAGUGAUUUAUAUAGAAUUUUAAAGAAUAGGAUGCCCUUUACGAUGUAACCACAUUGUCUGUACCAAACUAAAGGAUGUUACUCAGUACCUUUAACCUCAAUCAUGCUCAGUAACCUCGAAGUCCAUGCAGUACUUUUUGCACAUCAAUGUCAAGUCAAGACGUUACAGUAUACGAUGUAGCCUUUACUGAAGAGAAGGGUGAUGCUAUGUUUUACAUAAUGACCUUAUUCCGUUUUCUUGUUUAACCAAGGAUGUGUCAUCAUUGGGUGACUAUGGUGGGACUGAAUAAAUGAAUAAGCCAUUUGAAGACGUUUUCACUUUUACCAACCCCCCCCAGACUACUCGCAUAGUCUUCAACGAUACAGGUUCAAUAGAACCCUUAGAUUGGUGUGAUAUGAACAUGCUAAUGAACAGAAUGCUACUCCAGACAGCAUAGAUACAAUUGGACGAAACAUGGUAGAGCUGAAGUACAAAACUCCAUAUUGAAAGGUUUAACUUAAUAAAAUGAGGAUCUCUAUGGUUAAAUCUAUGGGCUCCUGAGUGGCGGUCUAAGGCACCCUGUUUCGAUUCCAGGCUGUAUCACAACCGGCUGUUAUUGGCCCAGCGUCAUCCGGGUUUGGCUGGCUUAGGCAGUUAUUGUAAAUAAGAAUUUGUUCUUAACUGACUUUCCUAGUUAAAUAAAAAAUAAAAAAAUCUAAAUCAUCUUUCCUACCUUUGUAUUUAGUGAAUAGGGUUGACCAACUUUAACUCCAGAUAAGUAAAAACAUAUAUGUUUUUUUGCAUUAGUGAUUUAUGCAUUUACCACCACAUCACUGAAUAUCAGCCUUGCAUUUUUUUUUUUUACCUUUAUUUAACUAGGCAAGUCAGUUAAGAACAAAUUCUUAUUUUCAAUGACGGCCUAGGAACAGUGGGUUAACUGCCUGUUCGGGGGCAGAACGACAGAUUUGUCCCUUGUCAGCUCGGGGGUUUGAACUUUUUUGGGGCGUUUUUUUUUUUACUCAUUAAAACGUUCUAAAAUUAAUGAAAACGUGAAUUAAUAAAAAUGUUUGUUUUAUAUAUUGUA